Molecule: messenger RNA, 3040 nt
Organism: Rattus rattus (black rat)
Lineage: Eukaryota; Metazoa; Chordata; Mammalia; Rodentia; Muridae
Gene: Retreg1
Product: reticulophagy regulator 1
Exons: 7
Coding region: 379-1449 (356 amino acids)
Biological process (GO): negative regulation of neuron apoptotic process; reticulophagy
Cellular component (GO): endoplasmic reticulum membrane
Source: RefSeq, a predicted model, not a curated record
CAGCAGGCGGCUGGGUGAAGUCAUCCCUGGUGACACCUUCUCACAGGACUUCAGGGAAAAUGCUGGGCGACUGGGCAGUGCCUCUGCCCAGCUGCCUGUCACGGUGCUGGGAGUGAGAGGUGACCUCUUUAUUUUUAGCAGGGGGCUGUCAUAAUAGUUCACUCCUCUGCUUCAUUCAAGGCAGGAGGCAGGCACUUUGGAAGUUUGUAAACACCGACUUUCUCAGUAGAGGUGGGACACUUUUCUCCAGAAAGGGAAGAAUUCCCCUGCCGGGGUUUCCCUCUUCUUAGAGUCGCACUGUGAACAGGACAGCGAUCUUUGGCUGUCUGAGUUGUGGCAAGCAGGCGCUUCUCAAGUUCUAAUUAUUACAGGGCAGUCAUGCCUGCUGGCGACGGCUGUGGACCAGGCAGAAGCUGGGAAGUUAUCAAUUCCAAGCCAGAUGAAAGACCCAGACUGAGCCACUGCAUUGCAGAAUCAUGGAUGAAUUUCAGCAUAUUUCUUCAAGAAAUGACUCUUUUCAAACAGCAGAGCCCUGGCAAGUUUUGCCUCCUGGUCUGCAGUGUGUGCACAUUUUUUACAAUCUUGGGAAGUUACAUUCCUGGGGUCAUUCUCAGCUACCUACUGUUACUGUUUGCUUUUUUGUGUCCACUGUUUAAAUGUAAUGAUAUUGGACAAAAAAUAUACAGCAAAGUCAAGUCCAUUCUAUUAAAACUAGAUUUUGGAAUUGGAGAAUAUAUUAACCAGAAGAAACGUGAGAGAUUGGAAGCAGAUAAAGAAAAAAGUCACAAGGAUGACAGUGAAAUAGACUUUUCGGCUCUUUGUCCUAAGAUUAGCCUCACAGUUGCUGCCAAAGAGUUAUCCGUGUCAGACACAGAUGUGUCAGAAGUCUCUUGGACUGAUAAUGGGACCUUCAACCUUUCAGAAGGGUACACUCCACAGACAGACACUUCUGAUGAUCUUGACCGGCCCAGUGAGGAAGUGUUCUCUCGAGAUCUUUCAGAUUUUCCAUCUCUGGAAAAUGGCGCGGGAACAAAUGAUGAAGAUGAGUUAAGCCUUGGCUUACCCACAGAGCUCAAGACAAAGAAGCAACAGUUGAACAGUGCUCACAGACCAAGCAAAGACAGGCAGUCAGCAGCUGGCCUCUCACUUCCUCUCAAGAGCGACCAAGCCCUUCACUUGAUGAGCAACCUGGCUGGGGAUGUCAUCACAGCUGCCAUGACGGCUGCCAUCAAAGACCAGCUAGAAGGGGCCCGGCAGGCCCUCGCUCAGGCGGCGCCCACUCCAGGGGACGACACAGACACUGAGGAGGGGGAUGAUUUUGAACUACUUGACCAGGCAGAGCUAGAUCAAAUUGAGAGUGAGCUGGGACUAACACAAGACCAAGGGGCAGAAGCCCAGCAAAGUAAGAAGUCCUCAGGUUUCCUUUCAAACCUGCUUGGAGGCCAUUAGCCGGGAAUCAGCUUGCCGCAAAGCACAGAUAAACCACCCAAACAUUUCAAACAAGCAGGGGGAAAAAUGGAAAAAAAAUUGAAUUGUAAGCUUUAAUUACUUUAGAUUUUUUGUUUUCUUUUCCCUUCUAUAGUGAGUUGGAUAUGUACCAGCUGAUAAUGAUAGACUGACAUUUCUGGUAGUUAUUUUUAUGUAAUAAGCAUGGAAAUGAACUUUAUAGUUACAUAUAUACAUACUGUGGUGUCAUAAGUGCUUAGGGGCUGUUUGUAAAGAGAAACAAAAAACCACACCAAACCCCAUCAAACUGAGGUCUUUCUAUACGUAAUCUUUUUCUUUAUAAUUUUCAAGCAUGCAGAGAUCGACAGCUGUGAACACACAUGGCAUCGGCCCCCUAAUUACUCCUCUUGGAAGUGGUUUAUCAAAUUCUGAUAGAUUUCAAUGUAAGAAAGGAGAAAUUAUCAAAAUGUUUAUAGUUGAAGGGCUAUGGAAAUGCUAUCAAAAUUAAUUUUCUAGGAAAAACUUUAAAAAUAAGUACUAUCUAUAGGCUGAAAUAUUUCCAUGUUACUUCUACAGUUGUAGACAGAGGCUUACUUGUCAGGCGGCAUGCUCCACUGACUGCCACAUCUAGUCUUGAAAAGAGGUGGUACUGACCCACAGAAAGCAGCCAGUUCUGUGUCUCUUCAUGAUGCUCUUGUAGUGUUUGCAAUGGUAAGUGCACACUAUUUUGCACACUCAGAUGUAAGCAAAACCUGACGUUUCUGUAAUGUGUUCCAGUCUCCUAGGAUUGUGAAUCUAGUUAUAGGUAUGUCCAUGAGUGAUGUGCUCAUUGGUGAUCAUCAACACCCCCCAUUUUUUUUCAGUUUACAAAUGCAGAACAGAGGAACUUGCUUGAACUUUAAAGUUUAUUUCUCUGCCGCUGCACUCUCAAUAUGCAAUCCAUUUCUUACUGGGAAGCUAGUGUAUGCUUUUUCCUUUAAACUGUUUUUUGAUCACUUUUACAUAAUCAAAUUUGACUUACAGUGGAAACCAAGAUAGUUGUUUUUGUGAAACAAUCUUUUAGAAGGACUGAGGGACCAUGUCAGCAACUAUCUUAGAUCUUCAGUUAUAGCUGGCAUUUCUACACAGACACACAAGAUCCUUACAAAGGAAGGGUAAUCUAAGACUGUAGAAAUCUGUGUUUCAGUUUCAUCUCUUUUAUUUCUAAAGACUAACUACAGGUAACUUGACCUUUAAUGCACCAUCUCCUAUUUAUUUAUUUUUUUUCUCUCUGAGGUAUUAAAAAUAUCUAGACUGAAUUUUGCCAAAUGUAAGAGGGAGGAAAGUCCCUGAAGACUCUGACUACUUGCUUAUUUUUGAUUGACCUUCUAUGCUUAUGUCAUUAGUGCCUCACAACUGUGUUUGACGUCCUUUAUUGAUACAGAGUGAGCCUGUGCCUUCAUUUUCUUGCCCAUUUUGGUACUGAUGUAAAUUUGUGUUAGAAAAUCUUGGAACUCUGUGAGUCUGGGAAGAAUAUAUCUGAAUCCUAUUCAAUACAUUUGCUGGAUGUGAAGAAAAAUACAGCCACAUAUUUAUAAAACAGUUGUUACCAGUA